Messenger RNA from Brassica oleracea var. oleracea, 995 nucleotides. RefSeq names its product transcription factor bHLH125. The transcript has 3 exons. Gene Ontology annotation, biological process: regulation of transcription by RNA polymerase II. Lineage: Eukaryota; Viridiplantae; Streptophyta; Magnoliopsida; Brassicales; Brassicaceae. Bases 93 to 866 code for a protein of 257 amino acids. The record is from RefSeq and is a predicted model, not a curated record. Gene Ontology annotation, cellular component: RNA polymerase II transcription regulator complex. Gene Ontology annotation, molecular function: DNA-binding transcription factor activity, RNA polymerase II-specific; RNA polymerase II transcription regulatory region sequence-specific DNA binding; protein dimerization activity.
CAAGUGUAAGGAAGUCACAAACUACUACAAAAUCAAACCAAAAGCACACCUAACAUCUAAAUUCUAAGAUUAUAUAUUUUCACCAAGAAAAGAUGGACUUUGUGACUUCAAUGUUCAUGCCUGAUUUAACUGACGAAGAUGGAUUACUGUUUUCUGAUUCUUUUCUUCUUUCGCCGUUAAUAGCAUACCAAAACCAUGAUGUUUGCAAUCAAAUCACAGACAAAAAUGGUGGAAGCAAUAAGAAACGAAGUUUGUGUGAUACAUAUGUCGCAAGUGAAGCCAACAAUGGGGAUGAUGAUCGAGAAAGCAAGAAGAUGAAACACAGAGCCAUUGAAAGGCAAAGAAGAUUUGAAGUUUCAUCUCUUUUCAAAAGUCUAAGAUCUCUUUUGCCACUUCAAUAUAUCCAGGGCAAGCGUUCGACAGCAGAUCACGUUUCUCAAGCAGUUAACUAUAUCAAAGACUUACAAAACAAGAUUAAAAAACUCAAUGACAAGAAAGAUCGGUUAAAAAAAUCCUUACCGAGUACACUUACGGCUCAUCCAACUACAGAGGAAUGCACUAGUAGUUUAUCAUCAUCAUUGUCAACAUCGUCAUCGAGAUGCUCAUGUGUAGGGGACAAACACAUUACGGUUAUGGUCAUGCCUUGUUUUGUGGGUAUCGAGAUCAUCAUAAGUUGUUGCCUUGAAAGAAACAAGUCUUGUCUCUCGAUUGCUCUUCAAAUCUUGGCUCAAGAAGAAAGGCUUAGUGUUGUUAGUUGCCUCUCAACUAGGCUGCAACAGAGAUUCGUACACACCAUUGUUUCUCAGGUCGGGAGUGGGAUAAAGAUCAAUAUUUCGGAGCUUAAAGACAAAAUAGUGAAUAUGUAGCCAUAAAGGAACAUGUAGGCGAACUUUAAUGUAUAUUGUAUAUGUGUUAUUAGUUAUUAAGAUCAUGUUCCUUAAGUAUUACGGUUAAAUUGUUGAGUGCCUAGAGUUAAGGCUUUUUUUCAAAAUGCU